Molecule: messenger RNA, 4128 nt
Organism: Perca fluviatilis (European perch)
Lineage: Eukaryota; Metazoa; Chordata; Actinopteri; Perciformes; Percidae
Gene: sash1b
Product: SAM and SH3 domain containing 1b
Exons: 19
Coding region: 86-3466 (1126 amino acids)
Molecular function (GO): protein binding
Source: RefSeq, a predicted model, not a curated record
UCACAGUCACAAAACCGGAGCAUGGAGCGGAGGGACGGCAAAGUUGAAUACGCUGCGAGCCAGGAGCACAAACUCCUGUUUGAAGAUGACCCAAGGGCCGAACCUCGUCCUCGAGUGGCUGUCUAAGCUCCAUCUGGCCCAGUAUGUGGAGUCAUUCAUUGACAAUGGCUAUGAUGACUUGGAAGUUUGUAAACAGAUUGGGGAGCCAGACCUCGACGCCAUAGGUGUCAGCAUUAAGUACCACAGACACAGGCUGCUCACAGCAGUGCACAAGCUAAAAGAUGAGGAUGAAAGGAAAUCACCUGGCUACUACUUCACCUUAGAGCCUCUGGUUCCUUCUGCUUCCAACCACUCUGCACACUCAAACAGUGAAGAUGAAUUCAGGACCACAGGGAGACACGAGGCCUCCUGUCCUGGAAACCAUAACCUGAGAUUCACAGAUUGUAAUGACUUUGUGACUUAUCCCAAACUGAAGCUCAAGGUACUGUUGAGGGAUAAACUUGCAAAAGAUGGAAUCAACCUGGGAGAAGCACCUUACACCCAUAAGGAUGGCUCGGUGGGGAACCUUGAUGACCUGGCUCAGGAGUAUUCUCAGUAUUACGGAACCUCCCUCAGUGACGUGUGUGAAAGGAUGGAGGAGCUACGGAAACGUAAAGUAGUGCAAGAUGCAGAGAUGGGAACAGUUGACUCAGUGGCCACAUCACUGCAGCUCCGCUCUCAGAUCCAGGAAUCCCUUGGACUCAGCAGUACCACGUCCACCCCAGAGACUGAGAGAAGGUUUCCUGUGCACAAAUCUAGCUCUGAUGAUGGAUCAGGAGGAAAAUGGGAUGGAAAGAGAAAGAGCAAGUCUAUUUGGCAGAGUUUUCGAAAGUCACAGAAAGGAGUGUUGCGUCAGAUUUCGAAAGGUGAUGACGUUGGUUUUGUGGCCAGUGAAAUCACCAUGAGUGACGAAGAGCGUAUCCAGCUGAUGAUGAUGGUGAAGGAGAAUAUGAUCUCUAUAGAGGAAGCCCUGGCACGGUUGAAGGAGUUUGAAGUACAAAACAGACAGACGUGCAGGUCCGAUCCCACAGAGUGGACCGAUCCCUCCAGUCCCACCACAAAUGAGUCAUUCAACUGCAACCUGCCUUGUGACCUGUCAGACAACGAACAAGAGGAAUCUGUGACAUUCAGGAGACUCCAUAAACUGGUCAAUUCAACCCGGAAGGUGAAGAAGAAACUGAUCAGAAUUGACGAGUUGAAGAGGCCUGGAACAGAUGAGAGCCUUAUGACAGAUGGUCCUCCUUUUGAAGAUGCCAGCACCUCCCUGUACUCAGGUGUGCAGAAGAAACUUGCCAUUUGCCCCGUGGACUCCCUGGCUUCGGCUCUGCAGGAACAGCUCACAUACGACAGGGACUCCAAUAGCCUGACCACCUCCCCCUCCUCCAGCAGCCUGGACACCUGCAGCAGCCAGAAGAUCUUCCGGGCCUUCAGCAAGUCUAGUGGAAGCCCGAUUCAUCAGGAGACGAGUGUAGCGGGGGAGGUGAGGGAGGCAGGUGAAGGCAGUGGCUCUUCCUUUUCUGAGAUGGAGGGUUGCAAUGAUGAGGAUCCCAAAAUCGCUCGCUCAGUGACUGAUGGAGAGCUCCGUCACCGGUUCCUCAGCCCGCUCAGUCAUCAUGGGAGAGCUUGUAGCUUUGGAGGAUUUGACCUGACCAACCGCUCACUGCACGCCUUCAUCUCUAACAACGAUAACCCUAGUAACGACGGAGAUGGUGUCAGAGAUCCCAUUAAAUCUCCAUCAACAUCUCGUAUCUCCCUGGGCAAAAAAGUCAAGUCUGUGAGAGAAACUAUGAGAAAACACAUAUCCAAGAGAUACCACUGUUCUCUCUCUGAACAGUUAAGCCCAGAACGCAUAUCCAGCUGCCCUAACUCGCCUCAGACAGACUCUGACUCUUUGGAGAAACCCAAACUGAAGCCAGGAGGGUCUGUGGAAAGCCUGAGGAGUUCCCUCAGUGGACAGAGUUCCAUGAGUGGUCAGACUGUGGGCACCACUGACUCCUCCAACAGCAACAGAGAGAGUGUGAAGUCUGAGGACGGGGAGGAGGAUGAGCUGCCCUACCGCGGACCCUUCUGUGGACGUGCUCUAGUUCACACGGACUUCACCCCCAGUCCCUACGACACAGACUCCCUCAAACUUAAGAGUGGAGACGUCAUCGAUGUGAUUAGUAAGCCUCCGAUGGGUACAUGGAUGGGGAUGCUCAACGGUAAAGUCGGAACCUUCAAGUUCAUUUAUGUGGAUGUCCUGAAUGAAGAGGAGGUGAAGCCCAAAAAGACGCGCAGGAGGAGGAAGGUCCGGCAACCCAAACCCACCUCUGUAGAGGAGCUCCUUGAUCGCAUCAACCUCAAAGAGCAUCUCCCCACCUUCCUUUUUAACGGCUAUGAGGAUCUGGACACAUUCAAACUGCUAGAGGAGGAGGACCUGGACGAGCUGAACAUCAGAGACCCCCAGCACAGAGCUGUGCUGCUCACCGCUGUGGAGCUGCUGCAGGAGUAUGAUGGAAGCAGCGACCCGGAGCGAGGCAGUCAGUCUGGAGGCUCACAGGAGAAGCUGCUCCUGGACAGGCGUGGACUCGCGGGAGACUCCCCGCGAGACUCCGGCUGCUACGAGAGUUCCGAGAACCUGGAGAACGGAAGGGAAAAAAAGACCUCUUCAUCCAUGAGCAGGUCCUCCUCCGGUUUUGAGUCAAGCCACCUACCGUCCCCAGAGUACCCUGCCCUCCCCCAAACCCUGACCAUCAGCUCUAAUAAGACUUCACUCCAAAGUCAACCUGGAUGCCUGCCAUGUAUCUCACCACCACUAAGGCCUAAGCACAGCUUAAGUCUCCGAAGCCCAGCAAAAGGUCAUCUUCCCAGUGGAACCAUUGCUAGGAGCCGGAGCUGCAUGGAGCUAAGAAGAAACCCAGCACCAGAUCUGCUGAGGCGGAGCUUCUCCCUGACUGUCGUCCACAAAGAGCAGGAGAGAAAACUCAUCGACCCUAAAAGCUGGAAUUUAACCCCUAGCGUCAAGAUAAAGACAAAUCCUCAAAACCGUUGUGAGGUCAUGUUUCCGUCCACCCAAUCUUCAACCGCAUCAUUUAAUGCUGUCCGCAGCACUUUCAACACAGACACUGCAAAUGUGUUUGCCCCGAAACAAGCAGAAACGACACAAAUCACACACCUCUGCCCGCCACCCCCAGUCCCAGCAGAAAGGUCAAAUCAUCCUUUAUCUACACCUUCCUUACCAAAGCCCCACCCGGAGCCUGUACUAACAGAGACUGCCUGCAUGUACAACUGCACAAACCACAUCUCGUCAGAGGAUCAUACGGGUCGUUCAGUUUCAGCCAAUUCUGAAGCCCGCCGGCUGAAAAUGCAAAGAAACAAGAAGACAUCCAUAAACUCCGUAAAUCUGGGUUCCCCGAUAAAAGAAAAGACACCAGAUGCAGGGUAUUGAUCUCAAAAUGGAGCCACUUUCUGACAAGGUAAUGGACUCAAAAGUACAGUUUACCAUACAGUUUUUUUUUUCAAACUCUUAUUUCCAACAAAAUGUCUGGAAUAUUCCAGUCGGAUCUAGUUUGUAGAGUAGACUGCAACUGGGUCCAACAGUGACACGAGCAGCAUCGACCGGCCGUUCAUUUUGCAUCAAACAAAGCCUUUGUUAAUAAAUGAUUCAUUGCUUGACUUACUGUAACUCAACAUUUUCAAACUGUUUUAAGUGUAUAUUAGUUGGAUGGACUGUAUAUAUACUUUGUGGGGGGAAAAAAGUUGAUAUCCAUGUAAUUCAGCUGCAAGUAGUGAUAGCAAUUAAUGAAGCACUUGAAAAUACUAGAUAUAAUGUAAUAUAUACGGUUGAUACAGUAAACUAUUGGCAGUUUUAAUGCACAGAGGUAUAAUUUACACAGUGAUGAAAGAAAGUUUAGCAAUUUAUCGGUUGAACAAUUGCAUUCCACCCAGCAUUUGUCUUAGAUGUUAACAUGAUGUUAACAUUUUCCUAUUCAUUAAUUUAACUUUUCAGCUAUGUUACUUUUAUACACAAUUUUUUCUUACUUAUAUUUGACUGAGCAACUGCAACUUAACAAUUUCCCUGAACAAAUCAAUAAAGUAUUCUGAUUAUGA